AAGCUUUGAGUCACUCUUGACUGACUGGAUGGAUUUGCCAGUGGUUGUAACAGAACUACAGCUCCACUUUGACUCAGAUACCAGAAAAAUUGAGGUUGCGUACUGAUAUGAGCUGGUAUUUUCUCCAAACAGUGUUUGGAACGCUGUAGUUGCACCUGUACAGAAAGUUGAUUCUGAUAUGUUCACAAGUUUAUUAUUAUUAUUUUGUACAUUUUUAGUUGUUUUUUUUUUUAUCUCGUAAACAGGUGAAAAUACUGUUGAUUUUCAUUUAGUCACAUAAUUCUGCACAUUAAUAAUCACCUAAUAAUGGUGUACAUGAUAGUGCACAAAUUUCUUCAACUCCCGCCUUCCCUUGACUAAGCAGAGUUGGGAGACUUUAAGGUGGGCUCUCUUAUCUCUGGGGUUGAAGUCACGGUGGUGUUUAUGAAGCUCUUCGUCGCAGGGGUUGAGAUCCACCUGCAGUUCCAGGGAUUAUUUUUGUUGGCAUACAUUAGCAACAACACAUGGACAUUGGGGACAGUGCCACUGAAUUUUAAGUAGGGGGCCGAGGGCUGUGUUCCAAGUUCCAACUCUAGAGAUAUCACACUGGUAAGAUUUAUUCAGAAUGUGGAAGAGUGUCAGUCGGGAAGUCAUUUCUCAAAUUCAGGAGGAGCAGUGUGGUUUUCGUUCUAGCUGUGGAAAUGUGGACCUGCCCUAUACCCUCAGUAGGACUCUAAACUGUGCAUGCAAGGUCAAAAUUAAUGGUGGAUGAAGAGAGAUAAUAACAGAUCUCUUGAUGUGCAGCGGAGUAAUUCCCAGCUCGUCUUACACUUUGAAUUCUGGUUGUUCAAAUCCUGCCUGCUUUGUGCAUGGUCUAUUUCCUUUUACUGGUUCUCCUUCACUUACUAAAGCUGCACAUUCAGAAAUAGAGGACCAUGAAAAAAAAUUAAGGUGACGGACUAAUUUCAUUUAGUACGCCAAUUUGUUGCUGCAAGCGAUCGAGUCCUCCUCAAGGUAAAAACACAUGAUUACAACUAGUCGACAUCAAGUUGUAAACAUAAUUUAUGGGAGGAAAAACCAUGUCAACUACUUUGUACAACCUCUACACAUGUUGUCAAUAGGGAUGUCCCAAUGCUCUUUUUCUUUUCAUACGUCGAUCCGAUUUGACCAAAUAUGUUUUGCCGAUUUGGAUUUUGAUGCCGAUCCAAUACCCAUAUUUAUCAACCAGUAAAAAUGAAAAAAUUAAUGCAACAAGUAAAUUACCAAUCCCAUUUUUUGUAUUCAAGUGUCUACGACAGAAAUGCUCCGUUUAGAAAUAUUACAUGUUGCUUUGUUACUCAUUAAUUAGUAAAGAGAAGUAGUCCCGCUCAGCGGACAUGUUUGCUGAAUGGUUUGAUCAGAUCCGAUCUUGUGAUCAAAUCUGUUACUGUUCCAUACUCCAAAUAUAACUGUUGGACGCCGAUACUGAGUGUCUGAUCGGGACAUCAUGAAUAGUUGCUUAAUUUUAAGAUGCUUUUUAAUGUUUUAAAUUAGAUAGUUAUCUCCUAUUCUUAGGCGUGGCUUGUUCAUUUUUUAUUUCAAUACAAGCAGUAUCUAAUUUAAAUUCCGUAGCAGCGCAAUGUGAGGGGCUGAUAAAAGUGAAGGUUGUCGUUUUGCUGAGAAAUAGACAUGGCAAUCACAUCAAAAUUUGGGCCUCUGGGAAGCUGUUGACCCUUGUGAAUUACUGUAAUUAAAGAUUGAUGAUGGGGAACAGGCAGAAUUGAUAGGCGUUUGUGGUGCACUAAGGGCUUUGGACUUUUAAGCUCCGAGCUCAUUAGAUGGAAGCAUUCAAGAAAUGAUGGAUGAGUGAGAUACAGCUGUUGUUUUUUAUCUGAUUUAUUAAAAAAGAAAGCAUGCCAAAACGUUCAAGUACAGUCAGGAGUGGAACAUCAAAAACAGUGUUGGACAUUUGCCCAAAGUCAGAUUAGAUGGGCUCCAUCUUCCAAUACCCAGAAAAGGAUCUGUCAUAUAAAACAGAUGACUGGAUUAACCAAUAGUUAUUACCCCUGGGAAUCGGCGGCGAAAGAGCGUUGAUUCCCUGGAGAACAACCCUCAUUCUGCGGAGAACAAUUCUUGAUUCCACAGGUUUUUAUCCCAUAGGCCUUACACAAACUUGAGCCACCUUAUCUGAGUCAACUCAAUACGGAAGAGCAGCGGCUCUACUCCAAGCCAUUCCAGGAUAAUCGAGCUUCUCACCUUAUCUCUAAGGAAGAGCCCGAACACCCAACAAAGUAAACUCAUUACGGCCGCUUGUAUCCGGGAUCCCAUUCUUUUGGCCAUGACCAACAUCUCAUGUCCGUAGGUGAAGGUAGGAACGUAGCGUGACCAUUAAAUAGAGAACUUUACCUCUCAGCUCAGUUACUUCUUCACCACGACGGACCGAUACAGAGUCCACGUAAUUGCAGAUGCAGCACCGAUUCAUCUGUCGCUCUCCUGCUCCAUCCUUCGUUCACUCAUAAAUAGGACCCCAACAAUUGUACACGUAACGUGUGUUUAAAGGGUAUGACAACACCUGGGGAAAUGGUAAUAUUCCAUCAUUUAUCCAUAAACGCAUGCCUUUUGGAUUCAUAUCAUGCCACUUCACGUAAUUACACACAUCGCAACACCAAGAAAAUGAUAGAAAUUUGGAUCGAUUGUCAAGUUAAAAGGACCCGCCCCCGAGAUCCCGGAAAUCUAGCAUAUUGUGUGAGUGACGUCACGACAAGGAAACAACCAGCUCAGUGCUUAGUACUGAAUGGCAGCGAUGAUGGCGGACAAUUUUGUUUCUAGUUGCAGCGACGAAUCCGACGUAACGAACAAUCUUCUAAUGGUGACGAGGAGAGUUAUGAACCUUUCUUUGGUGUUUUGGGUUAUCAAUUUGAGCCCAAACGAAAGCCAUUGCAGCCUAAUGAAAGGAUCAUUGAGGGGAGCAAUCACACUGAUGAAACACCGGCAACAUAUCUUGUGGGAAACACCGAAUGGUUUGUUUUGCAUUUCUUUUUGUGAAGCUGAUACACCGUGACCGCAAAAUAAUGUAAUGUAUAGAAUAAUUAUCAUUUAUUGUGCUAUCAUUGGUUUUCUCUCUGCCAACAGACACAAAUAUGAAUGGGAUUAGAGGAUUUGUUCUAUAUAUUUUACGAGCGAUAAUUUAUACGUGUCCAGUCCUAUAUCCAAUGCGUGAUAUGUUUUUAUUAUAAAAGAGUACACACUCUGGCCAUUUCGAGCUUGGCUGCUCCGCUCCUUUGGUUAGCCUGGGGUGGUCUCAUCAGAACCAGUCAUCGUCCUCUUUCUUGAUAUCUCGGGACAUUUAGGUGGCUGCGCGUGUAUGGUGGGCACCGCAUCUGCUUUCAUCAGCAAUUUCUUAGCAAAACCUGAUUUCAUUUGUCCAUAGUUCGAAUAGCUUUCAGGUGUAAAAUGCGCACCACACAAAACCUUGCCGGAGGGUGGGUGUGCAAAAUUAGCCCUCUUAGCACGGACAAACUUUACUCAUUAUCUGCGUAGUCCAGCUGUUUUUCUCGCGUUCGGGAACUCAUGGGUACUACAUUGCGACAAAUGGCAAUUUGUAGACCACAUAGAAUGACAGGUUUGAACCAUUUUAGCGAUUUUUUUGAUAAAACACGAACGCAACUCUCUCGUCGAUAAACAACGAUGGCACCUGCCUCGACCUUUCGUUUCCUUGUUAUGACGUCUCCGCCCCAUUCGGCUGUUUCCGAAGUACUUUAGGAAAUGUUCGUAAUUUUCGAUCUAUUUUCGAUAAUUGCUCAUGAAUGUGAUUUAUUUUUUUGUUAACUUUAUUAAUAUUUGUUAUCUUGCCACAUAACGGUUCUAUUGAUAUCUCACAGUCCCUUAGUGUUUUAAUACCCUUUAAAAGGAAAAAAAAUUAACAUUUUUAUUUUGGCGAUAUACACCGGAAAAGAUCAUUUCCAUUAUUUUCCAAAACCAAACAAAUUGGAGGUCUACCAAGUGUAAAAAUUUAAUAAUGCAAACACUGAACUUCAUUGAAAUGCCUAAAGGUUGUUUAUUGAAUCACACAAAUAAAAAAUAAUAGCUUCAGAAGUGUCUAAAUUUCCUAGACUCAGAAAAAUCUUAUAACAUUGAAUAAAAGGUUAAAUAAGUAGCUCUCAUUAAAAAAAAAAAAAAAAUGUCGUUCCAAAAAAGAAAUAAAGUUUUAAACUUGUCACUGUCCCACUGUGCCGCCGUCAAAAUGCGAAUUGUUUUUAAACAAGAAUUACGGAGAAAAAUGCUAGUCUUUAUUAAAUGCUUCAUUGAGUGAGUACAGUCAAAUCCGCUCACUGCUGAGAGCAGCCGCGCACACACACAAGCAAUGAGUUGUCAUAGCACACCAGCUAAACGAUGAUUGACACAUUCAGCGUCUAUGAAGGUAGCGCUGCCCAGCUUCUCUGGCAAGUUUAAAGCUUCACUGCCUAUCAAUCAUCGUUUACUUUAACAAACAAAACUCUCAGUGCACUGCUGACCAAGAAAAGAACCAGGAAGCUGUACGAGCAUGAAGCAGGAAAACAAAUAUAUUUUUUAAUUAAAAACCCGAUUUUUUUUACCUGAUUCCGAUCCUGUGAAAAAUGUCGCGAUCCCUCAUGCCUAUCCCUAGUUUUAAAUUGACUUUUUCAUAUGGGCCGGUCGGAUUAAAAAAAGGCUGAUACCAAUAUACGUCAAAUUACCAAAUAUUGGCCCGAUAAAAUAGCCGACCGAUAUAUCUGUGUGUCUCCACUUUUUAGAUGUUGUGUCAUCUCAUCAACAUAAUACCGAUAUAGUUAAAAUUGACAACCAACUCCUGCAAUAACGUUCCGUUUUCAUAAAGUCGGAUGUCUGAGAGCUGGAAGCAGCGAGAAGUAUGGCGGAGGCAGCUGCCUCCAAAUUUAAUAUGUGGGAAAAACCCUGCAUUCAUUCUGUGGUCACAUCAUCUAAUCCAGGGAUUCUCUAAAGUGGGUGACGCCUUCCAGGCCAAGUAAACUUCAGUUCUUCGAUAUUCAACACACUUGUAUUUUAUUAUUGUGCUGUGCAAUGCAUCAAACUUGAGUCUAACAUGUUGACAGAUAGAUUUUAUUAACAGACUCAGGGUCCAAGCCACAGCCAUACAAUACAAGGAAAGGAUUAAACAAGACUAAAAACAAAAUAACAAUAAAAUGAAAUAAACUACAGUGAUACAAAACUAGGUCAUCUAGUGACCCACUUUUAAAAGGCAUGUAUACCAGUGCUUCCAAAACAGUGAAAAGCAGCGUGUAGAACUGUGCAAAAUGUUAGUCAGGCCCAAGACAAUCACAUUUUUAGAACACUUCAAACGAUCAAUAAAAUUAAACAUCAGCACCCUUAGGAUGGCCUGGAGAGUAUUCACCCGAGUAGCCACAAACUUUUCAGAGGCAAUGCACCACUUGGGCCUCGUCAACAAGAUUCUCAGAGAGUCAUGGUAGGCCACAUGCAGUCUCUGAAAACUUAUCUUAUUGUAAUUUGACCACAGUUGCGCAGUGUAGAGGGGAGUACAAUAGGCCUUGAACAGGGCGAGCUUGACCUCAUCAGAGCACUGACCAAAUUUUCGGCAGAGAACAUUGGCUUGGACAUAUAAUGAGCGACACUGUCGAAAUAUGUCCUCUUUGUCUGUCAGAGUGUCCGUGAGCAUAUGACCAAGGUAUUUUUACCUGACCACAGGGCUUUAAAACUUGACCAAACAACUUCAGAUCAGGGAAAACCAACUGUUUGCCCUCUUCGGUUCUUAAAAUCAUAAUAACACUCUUUGAUUCAUUGUAUUUAAUGUUGUAUAGCUCCCCUUACCCGGAACACACAUUGAGUAGCUGCUGCACCCCAGCUGAGCUUGGGCUAAGUAGCACACAAUCAUCUGCAUACAUCAGAAGGUUCACCACCAACCCACCAACCAUGCAACCAGUUUUACACUUACUUAACAGUUCUGACAGUUCAUUCAUAUAAAAAUUGAAUAAAAUCGGCGGUAGGAUGCUCCCCUGUCUGACCCUAUUGCUAACUUGGAGGGGCGCCGCUAUACAGCCGUUCCACUUCACCUGCAUAGUUUGAUGAGUAUACCAAUAUAAAGAAUUCUUAUAAUGUCAUUGGGAACCCCUGCUUGGCCUAAUUUCCUAUACAACUUCCCAUGGUUCACACGAUUAAAGGCUUUGGAAGCGUCUAGAAAUUCACAUGAACAUAGAGAAGUUUUUCCUCAUAUAGAUAUUGGCCAAUACUUUUAGAGCAUAAAUACACAUGUCUGUGCCACAUCUAGGUUUAAAACCAAACUGAUUAUCUGUGGAGCAUAUUAGUGUAUUAAGUUUAACUCUCUCCAGUACGAGGAGAUCAAAUACCUUAGAAAGAACACUAGCAAGGCCGAUGGGUCUGUAGUUGUCCGAGCUGCUCACUUUCCCUGCUUUAUCUUUGAUGACAGGGACUAGCAGCACCGACAUCAUAGUCGGGAAGACAGCCGUGAACCAUAAAGGAAAUAAAGCAGAGUGCAAGAAGUGGAACAAGCGUCGGACUACCUUGUACCCGUAUAAGCUGUUCGGCAGAUAUAGAAUCCAUGCCUGUGGACUUAUUAACUGAUAAGAUUUUGAUAACUUCAAACACCUCAUGGGUCUUAAUUGUGCACACCUCUCCGAUAUUGCCCACUUGAUAGGGUUCAGUUGGGACAAAAGUUAAAAAGAUUUUCAUAAUGCUGUCACCAGAAAGCAGCAAUAGCAUUUGCACCAGAGAAGCCAUCUAUCGAGAGCAAGAAUGACUUGCUGCUCAACUAGAGGACCUGCGUCCCACCACUGAGGGCCCCCCAUGUGCAUGCGGAGAGAUGGAUCGCUGUAAGCACGUGGUGCGCCUUCGCCUGGGCCACGACCACUCCAUCCUCAAUCCCCAGAAAUGGCACUGCGUGGACUGCAGCACCACAGAUUCGGUGUGGGCUUGCCUCAAGUGCUCCCAUGUGGCCUGCGGGCGCUUCAUGGAGGAGCACUCGCUCAAACACUUUCAGGAGUCUCACCACCCGUUGGCCAUGGAGGUGCGCGAGUUGGAUGUCUUCUGCUUCGCCUGCGGAGACUAUGUACUCAACGACAAUGCAGAGGGAGACCUCAAGCUCCUCCGCGGGGCCCUCUCCACCGUUCGGAGCCCCGGUACACGCUCGCUACGCUCCUCAGCUUGGCGGGUAUACACCCACCGAGGCGGUGAAAGUGGGCCCCAGCCUGCCAUGCAGCUAGCUUUGCGUCACAGGAGGAAAUCCCUCCUUGCCAAGAUGCUUCAGAGGUGGAUGAGCAAACACCAAGAGCUGCAGGCGGAGCGGCAAGAGAAGCUGGAAGAGGCUAGAAGACAAAAGAAAGAGGUGAAAAGGAGACUCUUGGAAGAGCUGGGCAACGUCCCUCCCAGAAAGAGCGCUCGGCUUCUUACUCAGGCGCCCCGUUCAACCAUCACACUCAUUCCUUGUAAGUUUCGAGACCCUCCGGAACGCCUACCUCCAGCUCCUGCUCCUCCUAAGAAGCCUUCCCUUCUCGCCUUGUCACGAAAGCCGCCCCCGAACGGAAAAUCCGCAAAACUGAGGCGGUACUACUCGACCCACUCGACGAACCGCCGUCGGUUGGCACCAGGGGUAACCGGUCUGCGUAAUCUGGGGAACACGUGCUACAUGAACUCCAUCUUGCAAGUGCUAAGCCACUUGCAGAAAUUCAGGGAGUGUUUUCUCACUUUGGACCUGUGUGAGACCGAGGAGCUCCUGGCCAAAACCAACCAUUCGCACGGCAUGAAGGCAAUGGCCGGAAGCGUGGUCAGCAGUGGUAAUGCGCCGCUGACCUCCUGCCCCCUGGGCCGCGUGGGAAAUCUGACUUUGGGCAAAAAAGAAAGUAUCCCGCCUACCCCGCAGACUGCCGAGUUGGUCCAACCCAAAGAGCCUCGUUGCUCCACCCGCCAACAGAUGUCUCUGUGCCAUGAGUUGCAUACACUUUUCAGGGUCAUGUGGUCAGGCCGCUGGUCUUUGGUGUCUCCCUUCGCCAUGCUGCACUCCGUGUGGAACCUCAUCCCGGCUUUCCGCGGCUACGACCAGCAGGACGCGCAGGAGUUCCUGUGCGAGCUGCUGGACAAGGUGCAGCAGGAGCUGGACACGGAGGGCUCCAAGCGCCGGAUCGUCAUCCCCAUCACCAAAAGGAAGCUGUCCAAACAAGUGCUCAAGGUGCUCAACACCAUCUUUCACGGGCAGCUACUCAGCCAGGUGACAUGUCUGUCCUGCAAGCACAAGUCAAACACGGUUGAGCCAUUCUGGGACUUGUCCUUGGAAUUUCCCGAGCGAUACCACAGCGUCAACAAAGGCUCCGGCUCCACAGCCUACCAGCGCAGCUGCACCCUCACCGAAAUGCUGUCCAAGUUUACCGAGAUGGAAGCGCUGGAAGGCAGCAUUUACGCCUGUAACCACUGCAACAAAAGAAGAAGGAAAACGUCCCACAAGCCUUUAGUCCUUUCAGAAGCCCAUAAGCAGCUUCUGAUCUAUCGUUUACCUCAGGUUCUACGGCUGCACCUCAAGCGCUUCAGGUGGUCUGGGAGGAACCACCGGGAGAAAAUUGGUGUCCAUGUGGCCUUCGACCAGGUUCUCAACAUCAAACCCUACUGCUGCACGGGCUCAGGUCACUCUGUCCACAGAGGGGGCUACACCUACGACCUGUCGGCCGUGGUGAUGCAUCACGGCAAAGGCUUCGGCUCAGGGCACUACACCGCAUACUGCUACAACACAGAAGGAGGUUUCUGGGUCCACUGCAAUGACUCCGAGAUGAAGGUUUGCAGUGUGGAGGAGGUGUGCAACACUCAGGCCUACAUUCUCUUCUAUACCCAGAGGUCUGCUUAGGGACUUCUCGCUGUGAGCCUGAGCUGCAUUUAUGAAAUCGAUCCACACCAAAAAGUCACUUGACAUUAGCUAUUAGGACUAGCCUUUGCAUUAUGUUCCCCGCGGUCGUGGCAAUUGCGUUUUGCACCACAUGAACAAAUGAGAUGGACAGAUGCGGUGGCGGAACAAAUAUAAAUUGGGGCCGGUUGAAAACAUGAUCAACGAGUCCCUCGUGUGAGCCAUCUAUAGCGGUGGUGUUUGGGUGUAUCUAGUUGAAGAUUUGAAGAUUUUCCUCGGGCACACUUUUGACCCCCAAGUUGCAGAAACAUUCGUCUGGAAUAGAAAUUAGAACACUUAGACACAGUAUUCGAGCUUUAAGCAUCAUCAUACCUUAUUUUCAGGACCUUCCAUUGAUGCCCCAAAACCAGGCCCGGGUGCACCCGCACCAUCACUCCCCCCUUAGGUUUCGCCCCUGGACAGAGGUUUAAAAUGUCCUCAAAAUUUGCUAUUGCGGUCACAGGUCGGAAGCCUCAAAAUGUGAUGGCGCUUAAUUAUAAAGCGAGACAUCAGCAAAGACGUAUUAUUCAAGUCUGCUGUGGUCACAUAUGUGCUCCAAAGCUGCCAGAAAUAUUAACUUAUAGUAAAUGCAGGAGGGGAGUGCCAAAAUCCUAAACAAGACAGCAGAGACCACCGGGAAUAUCAUGUAAGUGGAGCAGGGACUGGCAAACGUCCUAAUCGAAGUCACACAAACAUUUUAUGGAAAUUGACGAGCGCUCAUCUGUGAUCCUAAUUACCAUCACACCAUCCAAAAAAUGCCUAAAGAGUUAAAAAUCCUUAUGUCACUUUUUUGGAGGGAAUUUUAUUUCAUGGUAGACCAAGAACAAACAUUAUACAUUAGAGUAAUAACUAUAAAAUGGAGAACAGUGGGCUAAGUAAGCAUCUUUUACCAUAACAUGAACAGUUAUUUCGAUAAUUUUAGCCUAAACAACGCAACUAGUUUUAUUAAGCAAACUCGAGCUCAUUCCUUCGUAGGAGUAUUGGCAUCAAACAAAGACAAAAAUUAGGACUACGAGAGUAAAGUCCUUAUGAGAUGAAAGUCGAAAUAUUACGAGAAUAAAGUCAUACGUUACUACGAGAAAAAAAGUUGGAAUAUUAUGAAAUUAAAAUCAUAAUAUUACGCAUCUUUAUAUUAGAGGUGGGAACUUCUUGGUACCUUACGAUACGAUUUGCGAUACAAAGCUCACGAUAACAAUGAUCUAACGAUUUGGCGAUACAACGAUUAUCGAUACAUUGGUCAGGAAAUCAUUGACAAAACGACUAAUAAACAGGAAAGACGAGCCAUCUUUGUCCUUCUGCUGUAAGUUAAUUGUAGUAGACAUCCAAUCUAAUUAAACUGGGAGGGUUACAGCGAAUGAAGCCCUCCCACUUCUAUGGCCAUCAAUGGCAGCCAAUGCCAAGCAACUCGGUAAAUUUUGGGGACACCAGCAGAGGUGGGUAGAGUAGCCAAAAAUUAUACUCAAGUAAGAGAAGGGUUACUUCAAAAUAAUAUUACUCAAAUAAAAGUAAAGUUAGUCAUCCAAAAAAUGUACUCAAGUAAAAGUAAAAAAGUAUUUGGUGAAAAGAAUAAGAGUAACUACUUACAAAUUUGAUUGAGUUUUUUUUCCUCAGUACAAAUGUAUAGAUAUGAACUGUUGUUACAAUGAUGCUGUACAAUAACCCAUUACAUAACCACAUUAAGCCAAAGAAAUACAAAAAAUGAAGAGAAAAAUGACAAAUUAAGCAUUAUUUGUCCAAAGAGCAUGAGUGCCCUCUAGUGGAGAAAAUAGUUCCUAGUUUGAAUGGUGAAUAGUUCUGUCAUAGAUCCUAUUAUGAAAUUAAAAGGAUCAUAUCUCUGCUUUUUCCGUGGUCAGUCGGUGUCAUGGGUGACUGGGAGAGAGGUUAAAAUUAGGGCUGUCAAACGAUUAAAAUUUUUUUAAUCGAGUUAAUCACAGCUUAAAAAUUAAUUACCCGUAAUUAAUCGCAAUUCAUACCAUCUAUAAAAUAUGCUAUAUUUUUCUGUAAAUUAUUGUUGGAAUGGAAAGAUAAGACACAAGACGGAUAUAUACAUCCAACAUACUCUACAUAAGUACUGCAUUUGUUUAUUAUAACAAUAAAUCAACAAGAUGGCAUUAACGUUAACAACAUUCUGUUAAAGCGAUCCAUGGAUAGAAAGACUUGUAGUUCUCUAAAAGAUAAAUGUUAGUAAAAGUUAUAGAAAUUUUAUAUUAAAACCCCUCAAUGUUUUCGUUUUAAUAAAAUUUGUAAAAUUUUCAAACAAAAAAUAAACUAGUAGCUCACCAUUGUUCAGCACCACCAAUUCUCAUGGUGCUGAAAACCAUAAAAUCAGUCGCACCCAAGCGCCAGCAGAGGGCGACAAAACUCCAAAAACACAAGUAACAUGUCCACAUGACACUGUACUGUCAUUUUAAUCUGUUUGAGCGGGGCAUGUGCGUUAAUUGCGUCAAAUAUUUUAACGUGAUUAAUUUAAAAAAUUAAUUACUGCCCGGUAAUGCGAUCAUUUUGACAGCCCUAGUUAAAAUCCGCAAUUUCAAGACAUGUUGAGGGCAGCGCUCUAUGCCAAGUACUUUAAAAUACUUCAAAUUUUUUAUGGUGCUUUAAAGACGCCACGUAAUUGAAUAGGCUGGCGUGAUCAUAGAACAGCAAGCUUGUGUUUGAUUGGUAUAAUUUAGUCAUGUGAUUAUUGUUGCUACGUCGAAUUGGUGAAAUUGGUAGAGCUACUCUUGGAAUCGCUGCCAAAAAAAAUCUAAUAUGAAGAAUAGAUAUGAAGAAUAAAGAGGAAAAAUUACUCUUGUGUAGCCCAAAGUAGCAGAGUAAAAGUAGCGUUUUUUCUUCACAAAUCUACUUAAAAGAAAAAGAAUGGCUUAGUAAAACUACUCUUAGAAGUACAUUUUUCUCAAAAACUUACCCAAGUAAAGGUAACGUAGUACAUGUAACGCGUUAAUACCUACCUCUAGACACCGGGUACCUGUUGAUUUUCAGUCACUUUCUGUUGAUUUGGGGGCAUUUCAAGGUCACUUCUUGUUAAUUUUUUUUUUUUUCUUUUUUUUAUGAGUCACUUCCAGUCCUGUAACCCAAAAUCAACAGGGAAUGAAUAGGCAUUGACUCAAACUCAAUAGGAAGUGUCCUUUAAAUGCCCUAAAAUAACAGGAAGUGACCUGUUAAAUGCCUCGAAAAUAGUGACUGUGAAUGCCCUGUUUUUGAAUGAACGAAGAAGUCAUUUGCCCCUCCCAGUCUUAAUGAACUGGGUGUCGAGCUCCGUCAAUGGCAGCCACAGAGUUAACUAAGACACUAUUAUGGUGGGAGAUUUUGCUAGCAACUUGUUUUUUGUUUUUAUUUUAUUUUUUAAACAUUGGCACCUUUUUAAAACGAUAUCUCAAUUCUUGGCAUCAGCAUAUCGAUAACCUUUUGGAAUGCAAAGUAUCACGAUAUAUCAACAUUUCGAUAUUUUGUCCCACCCCUACUUUUUAUUAAAGAAAUAUGUAUGGAUUCAGAACGGCUAAUUCGGCUUAUAGAUCAUAAUAUUUAUUAUACCGUAAUUUUAAGACUAUUAGGCCGCUACUUUUUUCCCUCAUUAUGAAUCCUGCUGCUUAUAGUCCAGUGCGGGUUAUUUGUUGAUUUAUUUGGGUUAAUAGGUAACACUUUAUUUGACAGCGGCGUCAUAAGACUGCCAUAAGACUGCCAUAAUUAUGACAUGACACAAUCAUGGACAUUAAUUAAUGCAUAUGACAUAUGUCAUUAAGUGUCAUCCGGUGAAUUAUUACACUAACUCCAUUUAUUUCCUGCUUGGAUAUUUCACAUCGAUUCAAAAGUGAGAUAAAUUGCCAGAUGACACAAAAUGACAUCUGUCAUAAGCAUUUAUUAAUGCUCAUGGCAGUGUCAUGUCAUAAUUAUGAUGGUCUUAUGACAGUCUUAUAGCACCACUGUCAAAUAAAGUGUUCCCAGAUACCAUAACUAGCAAUGAAUGAAACAACUAGAACAGUAACUGAGGAAAUUAACACAGAACAUGAAUUUUGAUUAUUUACAUCUGUAGCGCUGCAAUGCAUGCUUUGAGGCAUGUUGGACAAAAAGUGUUAGGUAGGAGCAGAGGUUGACUGUCUCCCCAAGGGAGCAGUGAUGGCCAAAUGAAGCUUCUUGAAGCAGUGAAGCUUUACAGUCAAUUGAUUCAAAGCUUCAUGGUGGUUCAUUUGGUCUUAUGACAGUGUUCGAUGCGGCUUAUCUAUGAACAAAUUCCGUUUCGUGUCAAAUUUGGUAAAUUUGGUUGCGGUUUAUAGUCUGGUGCGCCUUAUAGUCCGAAAAUUACGGUAAUUUGAUGUAGAGGUGGCCAAAGAUGAAGGAUUUCCUUAUGUAAAACUUGUAAAAUAAAGCCUAGCGAGUAUCUCUCAAUAUUGUUCAUUUUAACGGAUAUUGUUCAUUUUAACGGAAGCAGAGAAGCGCUACGUACAGUACGCAGUAUCUGAUUUAGCCGAACUACGCUGUGGUGGGGAAAACAUAAGUCAGAUUCCCAGCCAAACUAUGAGCAAAGUGCGACUAAUAGUCCAGAAAAUUGUUUACAUACAAGCCAUUACUGAAGAAAUGUCACAAUGCAGAAUAAGGCAAUCAUCUCAUCUAAUGUCUUGCGGUCUUUGUUAUCUCGUACUGACUGGCAAAAUUCCCGCCAAAAUGAAACAUUUAACCAAACUGUCCAGAGCGUGUCUUCUUUUUGUAAAAACAAAGUAAUAUUUUAUUCGCACAUCUGUAGCAGAAACAAUCGUAAGACUUGACGGAGGUCAUUAGCCACUGUGAUAGGAAUCCUUUCAUAAAUGAAGCUCCAGGUGGACCAGCAGACUGUGCGUGCAGUGUGGAUUCUGUCCUGCUGAACAUCCAGUGCUGUCAUCUGCGUUUUAGAAAGAAAGAAAAAAAAAAAGCUCAUUUGUGUUGAGUGUGAGAACUGAGCAGGCACUCGUGCUGUUCCUGAAACUACAUUUUGCAUUGAACACAGAUUUUGCAUUUCAGGACUUUUUGGUUUUCUCCCUAGAGAUGUUUUAUUUUGUAGCUUUACGUACGUUGAGGAGGGGAUGGACCAGCUUACUUGAAAGAAGAUUCAGAGAAGCCCAGACUGUGCUACAUGUGAUUCAGAUUUUUAUUUGACUUUUUUUUUUUUUUUUAAUGGUAAAAUGUCACUUUUCUGACUCAUCCCUAUGUGCAUCAUGAUGUCGCUUCCUGGCUUGGAUGUCCUCUCGGCGAGUUCGCUUGAGUUCAUUUUGUGUUCGACUGCCAUGAAAAGAAGCGAAAAGGACACUUGACUGACGUAUGAGAGCGGUUUAUCUAGCUGCUCCUAGCUUUGUGAUUGUUCUUUUUUUAUUUUUUUUUUCUCCUCCAUUGUUUCUACAUGGCAGCUCCCUGCCACCUCCUCUUUCUCUCUCCCCUUUUGACUCCAUGUAUAGAUGAGGCCAGCGAUGGAAAUAAGCCACUGCAGAAGUGAUUAAUGAAUGUUUUCUUUUCAAGAGACAUUUGGUACCUUACGUUUUAGCACCUGAAAGCAAUAUAUUGUAAAUCUUAAACCUUGACAGGAAUUUAAGAUCAAAUCAGGAAAAUGUUUUUUUUUUCUACUCUGCUGUUUCUUAUCAAAGUCUUUAGAAUUUGCUAUAAUUGAGAAGCAACACUUGUGUUUGAUACGAGUCAAAUCCACACUACAUUUGUUAUCUCCAAGUCCGAAACAAUCUUAAUGACGAUGAAUGUCCUACUGCUUAGAGGUCAGGUGAGUUCUGUUGUGUACUGUAAGAAUACAUGUCAUCAAUGUAAUGGUCAUAUGGGUUUGCCUGACUGUAAUUAUUAAAAACAUGAUGCAAAGUCUUGUGUGUGUAUAUUUGAGACAUUUAAGCCUAGUCAGGAGCGUGUAAAGGUUUUCUUCCCAGUUUUGAGAAUAAAUACUGUAAAAAAUAAUUAGUAUUGAAGGAAAAGAAAGCCGAUUUUUCCACUUUCUAGGUUCUUUAAUUCUCUCAACGAACAGGAAAUGACUA
This is a messenger RNA of Corythoichthys intestinalis (scribbled pipefish), 14856 nucleotides long. It is a transcript of the gene usp49, whose product is annotated as ubiquitin specific peptidase 49. Bases 6791 to 8818 code for a protein of 675 amino acids. The record is from RefSeq and is a predicted model, not a curated record. Gene Ontology annotation, biological process: protein deubiquitination. The transcript has 6 exons. Gene Ontology annotation, molecular function: zinc ion binding; cysteine-type deubiquitinase activity. NCBI's taxonomy places the organism in Eukaryota, Metazoa, Chordata, Actinopteri, Syngnathiformes, Syngnathidae. Gene Ontology annotation, cellular component: cytoplasm.